AUGGCUGGAAAGGAGCCGACGAGCACCAAAGCGAACGGGACGGAGGGCCCCGUGCUGGGCAAGUCGGGCAAGCGGAUCUGCUGCUCGUGCCCAACGACGAAGAAAGCGCGCGAUCUGUGCGUUGUGAACAAGGGCGAAGACCACUGCAAGGACGUUAUUGAGGCGCACAAGGCCUGUUUGCGCAGCGAGGGCUUUACGGUCAAGUAG
Molecule: messenger RNA, 207 nt
Organism: Hyaloperonospora brassicae
Lineage: Eukaryota; Oomycota; Peronosporomycetes; Peronosporales; Peronosporaceae
Source: the annotation of a GenBank genome assembly